UAAAAUUAGCCCUUUUGAGGAUGGUUUACGGAAUCCUGGCUUCCAUGGUCAAAUAACCAAUUGUGACAUGCUCCGGCACUUUUCUUUAAUUCUUUAUAACGAAGAUGCCUCUUUUGCAGAAAUUAUUAUAAUAUAACAUACUAUGAAUAAUUAUUAAAACGUUCCACAGUACUAGUGUGGUAUAUAGAUGUAUUGUAACAUCAAGUUCAAGUGCAAAAAUAUAGGGUAUAUAGGGCGUUGCAAUCGAUUUCUGGUUGACCGGUACGUAGAAGGCAUUUGCCCUUUGUGUGCGUACCCGCAGUGCCGUGGAGACCAAUUAAUGCGACAAAUGCAGACAAUCGGUCAAUGCCACCGAAUUGCUCAACCCACAGUGCAAGCAGUGCGGCAACAGUGGUUCAGCAGGCAUCAGUGUAAUGCCGUCCGAUCAUUUAUUCCUGGAUCUUCCCAAACUCCAACCGGCACUGGAAAAGUAUCUGGAGAAGGCUUUCGCCACCGGUGUGUGGACCGAGAACUCCAAACAAACAACGCAGGCAUUGCUCCGCGAGGGUUUGACGCCGAAGUGCAUUACGCGAGAUUUGACAUGGGGAACACCUGUGCCGCUGGAUGGGUACACGGACAAGAUCUUUUAUGUCUGGUUUGACACGCCCAUUGGAUAUACAGUGUAUGUCCAUUACGGCUAACUAUACAAAGGACUGGGAGAAGUGGUGGAAGAACACAGGUGGAGAGCUAUUAUUUCAUUGGAAAAGACAACAUCCCCUUUCACAGUGUGAUUUUUCCCUGCACUCAACUGGGAGCGGACGACAACCACACCAUGGUCACGCUCAUGUGUGCCACGGAUUACUUGAACUACGAAAACGACAAAUUCUCCAAGAGUCGCGGAGUGGGCGUCUUCGGCACGGACGCCAUGUCCACCGGCAUCGAUGCCGAUAUCUACCGCUUCUAUCUACUAUUAGUGCGCCCCGAAAACCAAGAUGCAUCGUUUUCCUGGAACGAUCUCGUGCUGCAGAACAACAUGCAAUUGGUCGACAACGUUAGUCACCUUAUCCACCUGGCCGUUGACCUUUUGGACAAGCAUUUCGCUGGGAUCGUCCCCGCAAUGCGUCUGCUGGACGAGGACAUUCAACUGCUUUCCGCCGUCAACCGCGGGAUUGCCAACUAUCUACAACAUAUGGAAGAAGUCCGUUUAAAAGAGGGACUGCGUGACGUCUUGGCAGCGUCGCGUCUAGCCAAUCAGAUACAAUCCUUUCAACCUGGACACUGGUCAACGGCACCGAAGCGCAAAAGAUCCGGGCUGCAACCGUGAUUGGAUCGGCUGUUAAUAUCAGUCAACAGCUGUCCAUUAUGUUGCGUCCAUUUAUGCCGCACUAUAGUAAAAAUCU
Molecule: messenger RNA, 1379 nt
Organism: Paramacrobiotus metropolitanus
Lineage: Eukaryota; Metazoa; Tardigrada; Eutardigrada; Parachela; Macrobiotidae
Product: methionine--tRNA ligase, cytoplasmic-like
Exons: 3
Coding region: 812-1303 (163 amino acids)
Biological process (GO): methionyl-tRNA aminoacylation
Cellular component (GO): aminoacyl-tRNA synthetase multienzyme complex; cytosol
Molecular function (GO): ATP binding; methionine-tRNA ligase activity
Source: RefSeq, a predicted model, not a curated record